Messenger RNA from Amyelois transitella, 1101 nucleotides. RefSeq names its product dynein regulatory complex protein 9. The transcript has 7 exons. Gene Ontology annotation, molecular function: protein binding. The coding region runs from base 1 to 1101 and encodes 366 amino acids. NCBI's taxonomy places the organism in Eukaryota, Metazoa, Arthropoda, Insecta, Lepidoptera, Pyralidae. Gene Ontology annotation, cellular component: cytoplasm; motile cilium. The record is from RefSeq and is a predicted model, not a curated record. Gene Ontology annotation, biological process: cilium organization.
AUGGAGAGAUCCGCCAGCCUGUACCGCAGCAGCGUGGCCCUGCAGCAGCAUAUCAGCAAUCGAUGUGGAACGCCCGAUGACCCCUACAGGCUGACUCGGUUUGAGGGGGCGAUCGUGGCGUCUGUACUUGAAGAUACCAUCAAGGAGUUACACAUUUUCAUGUCGUGCAGUAACGAACUGCAAGUGGCACAAGCCUUGAUGAAUUUGGAUAAACUCCGCGCCCUGAAGUACCAGGUGGAACAGCCGGCCGAGUGUGACGAGCUGGCGGACAUCGACCCUCGGAAACUGGGCUCCGAGGAGUAUAAGCUGAAGAAACUGUUCGCUGAUAGGAAUUUCAUCUGCAAUGUCUUAGAUGAAACUUACUUGAACAUAGUCUCUAGUAAGAACUACGAAGUGCUUGUGGAGAAAAUACAGAAAAUCUUGGCUGACAAGUCACACCGUGAGUUCUUAAUUCAAGAGGAAUGUAAUAACAGGCUUUUAAAACGAGAUCUCAACCGCCAAUGCCGUCAGCAACGCAACCACAUAAAAUCCGCCACAUACGACGCUGACUGCACCAUUACUCAACUGAGGACUAAAGUUGAAGAUGCAGCACUAAACGCGGCGGUUCGCAGCAGAUACGUGACCAACUGGCAGGUCGCUAGAACUGAACAGCAUCACCACUUGAUCAACGAGAAGGAGUCGUCGAAAGAGACCAGCAUUGAGCUCUUCAAGCAGCGGUUUGAUCAGGAGCAACGUGUUCAUGCCGAGAUUGAAAUGCUGACCACCAUAGACACCAAUGACACGUUAACUAAAGUUGAACAAUGGAUGGAGAAAUAUGACAAGGACAUAGAAGCGGUUGAUCUAAAAAUACAGAUCAUGAAGAACAACCAUGUCGUGCAGAAGGAACAGCGGGAGCAUCUUGAAGAAACGAUUGAGGAGCAUGAUAAAUUGAUGAAAAAUUGGUUGAAAUUCAAAAAAGAUCGUGAGGACGCACGAUUGUAUCGCGAAAAGAUGACCAACGCCGCGAUCGUCGUGCAAGCCUGGUGGCGCGGCAUUCUUGUGCGGAAUCAACUCGGUCCGUACAAGCCUCAGCCUAAAAAGAAAGGUGGCAAGAAGAAGUAA